CAGCUAGUCGUAUCCGUUUGUGUCGCUCUCGCUUGUACUGGGUGAAAACGGACUGGAUUGCAGCGAUGUCAGUUCAGGUUGUGGCAGCGAAAAUGGCCGAGGUCGAAUUAAAAGACGUUCCUAAUAAAGAACUGUCGGCCGUGUCGCCGGUGGCACCCAAGACGGACGAGAAAGGCUUGUCCAACACUGACCUUAACGCCUCGGCUACAUCUCCGGCAGUGGAGCCCGCGGUGAAGGGAGACCCGAGUCCGCUGAGCUCGGCGCCGAGCACCGCGAAGAUCCCCCAGGCGUCCGCGAUGAAGCGGCCGGAUCCGCAGCAGAACGGCGGCGAAGCGUUCGUUAACCGCGAUGGCACGGUCGCGGAGGCUCCGAGAAUGAAAAAGCAGAUACAGUUUGCAGACCAGAAGCAGGAGUUCAACAAGCGACCUACCAAGAUAGGCCGCCGAUCUCUGUCUCGCUCCAUCUCCCAGUCCUCUACAGACAGCUACAGCUCAGCUGCCUCUUACACUGACAGCUCAGAUGAUGAAACCUCUCCUCGUGACAAGCAGCAGAAGAACUCCAAGGGCAAUGGAGACUUCUGCAUCAAAAACAUCAAACAGGCUGACUUUGGACGCAGAGAGAUUGAGAUUGCUGAACAAGAGAUGCCAGCUCUCAUGGCUCUGAGGAAGAGAGCUCAGGGAGAGAAGCCCCUGGCUGGAGCUAAAGUGGUGGGCUGCACUCACAUUACAGCCCAGACUGCUGUGCUGAUGGAGACCCUUUCCGCUCUGGGGGCUCAGUGCAGGUGGGCUGCGUGUAACAUCUACUCUACUCAGAACGAGGUGGCAGCUGCCCUGGCAGAGGGAGGUUUCUCUGUAUUUGCUUGGAAGGGGGAGUCUGAAGAUGAUUUCUGGUGGUGCAUUGAUCGCUGUGUUAACCUAGAGGGCUGGCAACCUAACAUGAUUCUGGAUGAUGGCGGGGACCUGACUCACUGGAUCUAUAAGAAGUACCCAAACAUGUUCAAAAAGAUUAAAGGCAUUGUGGAGGAGAGUGUGACUGGAGUCCAUAGAUUAUAUCAACUGUCCAAGGCUGGGAAACUGUGUGUGCCUGCCAUGAACGUCAAUGACUCUGUCACCAAACAGAAGUUUGACAACCUCUACUGCUGCCGGGAGUCCAUCCUGGAUGGUCUGAAGAGGACCACUGAUGUCAUGUUUGGGGGAAAACAGGUGGUGGUGUGUGGAUAUGGAGAGGUUGGAAAGGGCUGCUGCGCUGCUCUGAAGGCAAUGGGCUCCAUCGUGUAUGUCACAGAGAUCGACCCCAUCUGUGCCCUGCAGGCCUGCAUGGACGGCUUCAGACUGGUCAAGCUGAAUGAGGUCAUCAGACAAGUGGAUAUUGUCAUCACCUGCACAGGUAAUAAGAAUGUGGUGGUGAGAGAAAACCUGGACCGCAUGAAGAAUGGCUGCAUCGUCUGCAACAUGGGCCACUCUAACACAGAGAUCGAUGUGGCCAGUCUGCGGACCCCUGAGUUGACCUGGGAGCGUGUGAGGUCCCAGGUGGACCAUGUCAUCUGGCCUGAUGGGAAGAGGAUAGUGCUUCUUGCAGAGGGUCGGCUCCUCAACCUGAGUUGCUCCACUGUGCCCACAUUUGUCCUGUCCAUCACAGCCACAACUCAGGCCCUAGCUCUGAUCGAACUGUACAAUGCUCCAGAGGGCCGCUACAAACAGGACGUCUACCUGCUGCCUAAGAAAAUGGAUGAGUAUGUGGCCAGCCUUCAUCUGCCCACGUUUGAUGCCCACCUCACCGAGCUGACUGAUGAGCAGGCCAAGUAUUUGGGCCUGAACAAGAACGGCCCCUUCAAGCCAAAUUACUACAGGUACUAAACCACCUGGUCUGUGGGAAAUUGAAGAGAAAUUUGGCGCAACUCAUCAGCCCGUACCGUGCAAGGCUGGGGUUCAGCGUCUCUCUUUCGGGGGAGAGAGAGGCUCUGUGCUGACUGGCUGGAGCCAAGGAUGUGGCUAAUGAUGCUGCGGCAGUGUUUAUUUAUUUUCUGCUAGAAUAACAUAACUCUAAUCCUUUUACGAGCUGCUACUGCUAGUGGCCCAUCCUAGCACCGUCUUCAUGAAGAUUUCACUGUUUCAUCCUCUCUUAGCUUCAUGUGUCAAUAGUACGUAAUCCAUUUAGAAAUCUUCUAUUGUUUAACUAUGACUAAGCUAAUGUUGGAAAACCUAAAAAAAAACAAAAACAAAAAAAAAACAAAAAAAACAAACAACUAACUAAACAAAUGUGCGUUCUUUAACCUUUUGAUGAUUUUGUGACGGACAUGUACUUUGUCCUAUUGUCUUUAUUUUCUACUUCUGUUUACUUUUUAUGAAAUGGUGGGGUGGGACAAGAUUACGGUUGGGUCCACAGAGUCCUAAUCAUAGCUUUUCUUUCCAUCACAUUAUUAAAAUGUGUUAUUUUUUUUUUCUUUGUUUACUUUUUAAACUUGUAUUGAUUUUUACUAAAAAUUUUAGAAUUUUGUUCUCUUGGUUCAGAAUUAAAGUAGACUAGUUAAAAUUUUAACUGGAUACUGAUAGAUGUGGGGCAGGGCCUCUUUCCCAGCUGUCACUCAAACUGGAAGAAAAAAGAUUUCAUUGGUGUCACCAUCUCAAUGUGUCUCCCAAAAAUGAACGCACUGUUUCUGUGUUGUAACAAAGCCAGUAUUGAUGUUUUAAAAUGUUCCUUAUAAGCAUUUCACAAAUUCUCUAGGUCUUGAUUUCCUUUCCAUGUUAUUACAUUACUGCAGACGCUUAUCAGGCUGUAUAGUCAAUCACAGGGGUGUAUAUUUAGAUAUUUAUACAGAAAUUUAAGAUUUUUCUAUCUUCUGCCUCCCAUUUUUGUUCCCAUGAAAUCAUCCUCUGUCAUUAUAAAGAUAAGCAAUUAAAUGUUAUGAUAUUCUAGUGUAAUAUUAAAUGUACUGAAACCUUCAUUUUAUAUACUGUGAAGUAGAGACUAUUUCAAUGAGAUACCAAAUGUACAGUCAAACCGGUACCAAGUUUUUUUGCCAGGUCCUCUGCUGAUGUGAGCAACAGCAGAAUUGGAGAGCAGGGGAUUAACUGAAGCCAAGAGUGACGUAGGUACACAUUUCAGUGUCUGGACGGGUGCUUGGAGUGAACCGGUUCGGCUUUUGUUGUUUGCAGGACUGUAAAGUGCAAAGCUGCCUUUGUGACUGGCCUAUUCAAAUGUAAUAAAAUCGGGACCUUUAUUUUA
Molecule: messenger RNA, 3225 nt
Organism: Pygocentrus nattereri (red-bellied piranha)
Lineage: Eukaryota; Metazoa; Chordata; Actinopteri; Characiformes; Serrasalmidae
Gene: ahcyl2b
Product: adenosylhomocysteinase like 2b
Exons: 17
Coding region: 66-1856 (596 amino acids)
Biological process (GO): L-methionine cycle
Cellular component (GO): cytosol
Source: RefSeq, a predicted model, not a curated record